AUGGCAACACAUGAUUUUACAGCAGCCAAGUACCAAACUCAGGUCGCAAUAUAUUGUGGCAGCAUUCCCAAACUAAAAUCUGGAUGCAAGCCAUCUAGAGGAGGAAGCAUUGAUUCCAGUUUGCAGCUCCAUGGGAAUGGAUGGAUGACAGCAAAAGAGGCAUCUCUUCGUUCAUUAAAAAAGCAAUCAUGUUUGUGGGGAAGCAAAGGAGAACCUCCAGAUGUUUCCUGUCUGGAGAGCUGGGAGAGUACAAAUGGCCUUCAGAAGAAUACAGAUAGCACGGUCAUGGAUGACUCUUCACAGAUACCUAGUGCCCAGCCAAAGUACAGUCUCAGUGAGUUGGAGGUGAACAGUGCAGCCAUGGAGACUGCUCAGAUCAAGGACAAGCUCAAAAAAAGAAGAAUGUCUGAAGGCCUUCUGGCAUCUAAAAAAGGCUUGCUGGACUCUGCUGUUCCCAAGGCACUUGCCCUGAAACCAGCCAUUUCCAGAUCUGCUUCUCAAAGACUUCUGGUCACUUCCAAGCCCAUGCCUCCUAUUCAGAGCAUACCGACCACCCCAGAGACUAACAUUGCUCAGGAAAGAGAGCAACAUGUGAGGGAGAAUGGUUCAGGCUCUUUACAGGUUGAAGGGGUUAAUCCAGAAUUGACAACAUCCACCCAGCAGAUUCUGCAUGGUUAUGAUGAGAACCCAAGAAAGUCCUUAGGUGCUGCCUUGAUCCCACCCAUUCCCAAGUUAGCAAAGGCAUAUGAAGAAAAUUCUCAGAACUCUGCAGAACCGUUUCCAAGCUUGUCACUGAUAGAAUCUGUUCCACUUACUAUAGAUGAGUGUCCCAGAACAAGGUCAUUGUCAGAGCCUGAUAAUGGUGAAGACAACAGCCAAAAACCACUGGAAACUGAAGUGUCUCAACCUGCUUUCCAAAAUGGCUUGCCUGCAGCUUUAAAGGUUGCUGGAGGACCACUGGAAUCCUUAUUGCCAUUGGCCACCUCCUCCCUCAGUCUGGCCAAAGAAGGAGGCCUGCUUUCAAAUCCUCACCUGUUAAAAGACGAUGAGUGGAAAGAGAGCAAUGGAAGGAUUCAUGUGACGAUAUCCAAGUCAGCUCAGGAGAAAAUGCGUCAGAAGCAGCUAAAGGAGAUAGAGUUCUUGCGCAAAGAAAAGGAAAAGGAGAAAGAGAAAGAGAGAGAAAAGGAAAGAUCCACAAAAAUCCAGGAACAACAGCCAAGAAAUGCUCUGGAGGGAUCCAGCUGGCUUAACAACAAUGGGGCCAUUCCUGUUACCCUCAACCUGAAAAACCCUUGCAAAGCUUCUGUCGGAAUGGCCUUAAGGAAACGAGUGAACCGGCCCUCUUUGCCCAGCAUCCCUGCUAUCAGCCAAGAGAGCAGUUUCUUGAGACAUGCAUCAGCUAAUUCCCUGCCAGCGAAUCUCCAGCACUCUCCGGAAUGGGAAGAGGACCUUGUAAAUAGGGAUGCCUUUGAAAUAAGGCCAUUGUCUCACCCAGAACAUGAGUUAAUCGAUGCUCUGAAGUGGCUCAGUAGCAAUGAUUGGCACCUGAAGGAAAAAGGACUCUUCAACAUCAUAUGCUUGGCUACCUGCCAUUCAGAAGUUCUGCAGGGUAGACUUCAUGAUGUUUCCUUGGCAGCUACAAAAGAGGUUAGCAACCUACGGUCUAAAGUGUCUAGGUUUGCUAUCAGGACACUUGCUGAAUUGUCCAAAGCCAUGAGGAGGCACAUGGAUCAAGAAGUUGAAGAGAUUUCUCGAGUCCUGCUCCAGAAGGCCGGUGAUACCAGUGAAUUCAUCCAGAGAGCAGCUGACCAGUCCUUAGGUAUCGUGGCACAGAGUGUGACUCCUUCACGAGCGAUGACAGCCCUCAUGGCCAAUGGACUGAGCCACCGAAACCCCCUUAUUCGAAAAUGUGCUGCUGGACACUUACUGACAGUCAUGGAACAAAUUGGGGCCGAGAAACUGCUCUCGGGCAACCGGGAGAGUACAGAACUGUUAGUGCAGACAUUAGUCAAGGUGGCUCAGGACUGCCAUCAAGACACAAGAUGUUAUGGCCGGAAGAUGCUGAACAUGCUUAUGUCUCAUUCAAAAUUUGAUGGGUAUUUGAAACAAAAUCUACCGUCACAUGACCUGCGGGAUGUCAUGGCUGCAAUUAAACAGAAAGGGACAGAAGAUCAGGCCUCCCAUGCUCCUUCUGCCAAAAGCUACCGAGGAUCAAAGAGUGGCAGUUUGACCAUCUCACUGGACAGCCUGUCUUCAGGAGAAGGGUCUACCUCUGAUGCUCUUAACCUCUCGCAGCCUACAGCUCGUUGCUCCUCACUUUGCAGCAUAGAAGUAAUGGAGCAGCUGAAGGAGCUGCUUAUGGCAAAGGAAUUUCAGAUACGAAUAGAUGGAAUAGCCUUACUAGCUGAGCAUUGCAAGAACAACCCUCAGUUUGUCUCCUCAAAUAUUGUGCAGAUUUUCGAUACUUUUACACUGAGGCUUCAGGAUUCCAACAAGAAAGUGAACCAGUAUGCGUUAGAAUCAGUUGUCUCUAUGAUUCCAGUCCUUAAAAAUGGCUUAAAUCCAGUCCUGUUCUCUGUGGUGACUAUAGUGAUGGACAACUUGAACUCAAAGAAUUCUGGGAUUUACAGUGCAGCAGUAAAGGUUCUGGACACAAUGAUUACUUAUUUAGAUAACCUGUUGCUGCUUCAAAUAUGUGCCAGCAGGGUGCGUUUUAUCACUGGCCGGGCUCUGCAGGAUAUCACGGAUCGUCUGGCAGGUCUUGUGGCUGUUGCUUAUCCACAGAAGCCUCAAGUCGCAGAACGUCACAUCCUUCCUGUUCUCUGGUAUUUCCUGAAUAACAUGAUUGGUAAUGGGGUAUUACCUGGGAAGAGUGGCAACGUGAGAACUGUGGUCUCUAAAUUGGCUAAAAGCUUGCACAAACAAAUGGGGCUGAAACUUGAGGAAUAUGCUUCCAACCAACCACAGCAUGUGAUCAAACUCUUUCAAGAUCUUCUGGAUAUGGAUCUCCAGUGAAGAAAGCCUGAUACUGUCUCUGGGACAAUUAUAGUGUGACAUUUCAAGGGAGAACAGAAAUGAAGUGAUGGACAAAGAUA
Molecule: messenger RNA, 3095 nt
Organism: Candoia aspera
Lineage: Eukaryota; Metazoa; Chordata; Lepidosauria; Squamata; Candoiidae
Gene: TOGARAM2
Product: TOG array regulator of axonemal microtubules 2
Exons: 19
Coding region: 1-3015 (1004 amino acids)
Biological process (GO): microtubule cytoskeleton organization
Cellular component (GO): cilium; cytoplasmic microtubule
Molecular function (GO): microtubule binding
Source: RefSeq, a predicted model, not a curated record